AUGCCUCAACAAAAGACUGGCGUGAAAAAUCCAAAACCAGGUAAAAAGCCAUUAUCAAAACAAAAGUCGAAGCGGAAUGAGGAAAAUGCGAAGCUUGAACAACUGGAGAAAUUGGUGCAAGACUUUAAUGCUGAAGCAGAGUACUCUUUAUUCAAUGACCUGCCUAUUUCGAGCGGCACCAAGAAGGGUCUUAAAAAGGCAUUCUAUACGAAUAUGACCGAUAUCCAGGCCAAGUCCUUGCCUAUGUCUCUCAAAGGCCGUGAUGUGCUUGGUGCGGCCAGAACCGGCAGUGGAAAGACUCUCUCGUUCCUAAUACCUGUGCUUGAGAUCCUCCAUCGACAUAAAUGGGGACCCCAGGAUGGAUUAGGAGCCUUAGUGAUAUCACCUACCCGAGAGUUGGCGAUACAAAUCUUCGACGUUUUGUGUGCGAUUGGUGGAUAUCACACCUUCUCCGCAGGUUUAGUUAUUGGCGGGAAGAACCUCAAGGAUGAGCGUGACCGUCUAUCAAGGAUGAACAUUUUGGUUGCAACGCCUGGGCGACUGCUGCAGCACAUGGACCAGACAGUAGGAUUCGAAUGCGAUAAUCUGCAAAUACUAGUCCUCGAUGAGGCGGACCGGAUAUUGGAUAUGGGCUUCUCUAAAUCUCUCAACGCCAUCGUUGGCCACCUCCCAAAAGGCCGCCAAACUCUAUUAUUCUCCGCAACACAAACAGAUUCCGUCCAGCAGCUCGCUAGACUUAGCCUGCGAGAUCCUGUCUAUAUCGGAGUAACAGAGGACGGCGCAGAAGGGUCUGGGGUUACUCCCAAGAAUCUUGAGCAACAUUACGCAAUUUGCCCUCUCGAUCGUAAACUGGACGCAUUAUUUGGUUUCAUCAAGACUCAUCUUCAAUCAAAAGCACUCGUGUUCAUGUCCAGUUGCAAGCAGGUUCGUUUCGUAUUCGAAACGUUCUGCAAAUUGCACCCUGGCAUACCUCUCAUGCACCUACACGGGAAGCAAAAGCAAACGAAACGCUUGGACAUAUUUCAGAAAUUUGCGUCCUCAAAACAUGCUUUCUUGUUUGCUACUGAUGUUGCUGCUCGUGGCUUGGAUUUUCCGGCCGUUGAUUGGGUGCUCCAGUUGGACGCUCCUGAGGAUACCGAUACUUACGUCCACCGGGUUGGCCGAACUGCACGCUACGAACCGAGGAAGAAGGCAUGGUACCGCGCUCAAAGCCAAGGGAAUUGCCAUCCAGCCAAUCAAAACAAGGAGAGUAAACUUGCAUCGCUGGAGAAUUCGUUGCAGAAAUUCGCAUUUGAGGAUCCCGACAUCAAUCUACUUGCAAAAAGACAAGUCAUUUUUCAACUCGAUAAAUUGCCUUUGGACGCCUAUGCAGCUGCACUUGGCCUUCCGGGCGCACCAAAAGUUAAAUUCAUCGACCAAGCGAUGGCCAAAAACGGAAGAACGAAUCUAGACAAACUCAACUUGCGAUUGCCAAGUAGAUGCCGAAGAAACAGUAUAGAAUCCGGGUCCGAGUCCGAGAUGAGGACCAAAGGGAUGAUGACCUCCAGUGGACGCUCCGCUGAAACACUACCAAACAAAGCACAGGAUGGGAAAGCGGUGCCUAUUGUACGAACCAAAUACGAUCGUAUGUUCGAGCGGAAGAACAAGGUAUUCUUUCGAACACUACGCGAAGCUUGUCGAUCAAGAGGACACGAUGCCGACCAAGACGAUGAUUUCAUUACCUUGAAACGAGCCAAUCAUGAUUUGCCUGACGAUGAAUCUCGCCCAAUGCAGCAAUCCACGCUUCUCAAUAAAGUCGACCACGAGGAUAUCUCACAACGCAAAUUAAAGAUAGGACAGUCUAAGAGGGCGAUGCUAAAAUACAAGUCUGGGGGCACGAAACUUGUCUUUGACGAUGAUGGGGCAGCCCAUCCCUUGUACGAAAUGCAGGACGAUGCUGUAUUUGCACAGGAGGCUGGUGGAGACGUGAUCGGUGCAGGAAAGGUAUAUGUCGACCAAGUGCGUACUAGGAUGCGAGACGAAGAUGUGCUGGAUAAGCAAGAGGCACGGGAGAAGAAGAAGGAAAAGAAGAGGAAACGCAAAGACCGAGAGCAAGAAGCUGGAGGAGGAGAUGCUACUGUGCUUGGACCAGGUGCCGACGACGACGAUGGAUACAUCUCUCCAGAUUUUGAUGAUUUACUGUCCGAUGGUGAUGAAGAUGAUUCACCGGUAUACCGACCCAACAAGAAAAUCAAAGGUCGUGCGAACGUCCCUAAGGAGAAUGAACCACGAGACAUAGAUGAUGAUGAAGCUCUUGCACUUAGAAUGCUUCGCGGCGAAGCUUGA
Molecule: messenger RNA, 2325 nt
Organism: Rhizoctonia solani
Lineage: Eukaryota; Fungi; Basidiomycota; Agaricomycetes; Cantharellales; Ceratobasidiaceae
Product: DEAD/DEAH box helicase
Exons: 9
Coding region: 1-2325 (774 amino acids)
Biological process (GO): rRNA processing
Cellular component (GO): nucleus
Molecular function (GO): ATP binding; nucleic acid binding
Source: RefSeq, a predicted model, not a curated record